AUGUCUAAAAUUGAUAUGUCACCGCCUCAAACAUAUUCGCGCCUAUUUCGUCCAUGGGAUAAUACAAAAUUAACAAAUCGUAAAGAUACCGGAGAAAUUUUUGUACAAAAUGAAUAUGAAUUAAAUAAUACAACAGCAUUGGCUGCAAUAACUGCACCAUUUGCAUUACAAAAUGCAUUAAUCGAUCCAUUAGGAUUAUCAUCAACAGCAAUAGCAGUAACAGCAUCUGAAUAUUAUUUUGAAUCAUCAAUAAUUAAUAAUAAUGAAUUACAACAACAAUCUGUUUCAACAAUAAUUGAUCCAUUAGCAAUUAGUUUUAUGGAACAUGAAUAUGCUCGAGUUAUGGCUGAAGAUGCACAUUUAAAAGCAUUAAAUGCACGUAAACAGAGACCUAAAAAAUUCAAAUGUCCACAUUGUAAUGUAGCUUUCUCGAAUAAUGGACAACUUAAAGGGCAUAUUAGAAUUCAUACAGGUGAAAGACCAUUUAAAUGCGACCUUGAAACAUGCGGGAAAACUUUUACAAGAAAUGAAGAAUUAACACGUCAUAAAAGAAUUCAUACAGGAUUACGACCCUAUGGUUGUUCAAAUUGUGGUAAAAAAUUUGGUAGACGAGAUCAUUUAAAAAAACAUAUGAAAACUCAUAUGCCACAAGAAAGACAUUUAGGACAUGCAAUUUAUGUGCCUAUGUACCCAUAUUUAUAUGGCUAUUAG
Molecule: messenger RNA, 711 nt
Organism: Condylostylus longicornis
Lineage: Eukaryota; Metazoa; Arthropoda; Insecta; Diptera; Dolichopodidae
Gene: hkb
Product: zinc finger protein 510
Exons: 4
Coding region: 1-711 (236 amino acids)
Biological process (GO): regulation of transcription by RNA polymerase II
Molecular function (GO): DNA-binding transcription factor activity, RNA polymerase II-specific; RNA polymerase II cis-regulatory region sequence-specific DNA binding
Source: RefSeq, a predicted model, not a curated record